CGUUGCCCGGAAAGCUAGUUUUAGACAACUGGCUAGCUGCAGAGCCAUGUCUUUCUCUAUAACUCUGGCUAGCCUUAGCCAGGGCGGAGAAUAACCUAUAUAUAUAUGUCAAUGAGAAUAACAGCGAAUCGUAGAUUUGCUAGCUACUGUAACGUUAUUUACAAAAUUAGCUUUCCAAUCCAGUGUGUAAUAAGCAAGUGGAGGGAAAUUCACCAAAACUGGCAGAGUAGAGAUGGAAGGAGAUGACAGCAAUUUUCCUCCAGAUUCAUCGGAUGAUCACUCGCAAAGAGGAAGCGUUGCUUCUUCCGCAACACUUUCCCGUGCUCAAGAUGUGCUUAUAUACCUCUGUGGUGACAGCGCAGUGCACUUAUCAGUAGAAGGGCUUGGCAGUGUCUCUGUGCAGGAGUUGGGCCGCAGUGUUCGUGAGGCUCUCCAUAUUCCUGAGUCUGCACAGGAUGCUUUUGCCUUCUGGCUUUCUUCUCCACUGCUCGAAUUGCAGUUAAAGCUAAGGCAUCAACCAUACAAACUGUGUAGGCAGUGGCAGGACUUGCUCUAUCGCUUCACUGAGGCCUCAGAGGAAGACAUCUCACAAGAUGAACCAUGUCUCCAGUACCGUCGGAACGUGUUUUAUCCUAAAGCGAAAGAGCUGCAGAUAGAUGAUGAGGGAGUGCUGAGGCUCCUGUAUGAGGAGGCCAGGGACAGAGUUCUCACUGGUCGAUACCCCUGCGACCCCGAGCACUGGACGGCUCUCGGAGCCUUGUCUCUUGCUCUUGAUGAGGGAACUGCUUUGGACGGGCAACAAUUUACUACUACUGUGAGAGAGAAGAAGCUGUCUUCGUUUCUGCCGGUACAUGUUGUCAUGGGGAGUGGAGGUUUGUUCUCCACUCUGAGAGGGAAGUCGAGCCGUCAGACAGGGCUGGAGCAGAACCUCUUGGAGGAAUACAGAAAGAUCAGCACAUUUGCUGGAAACUCUCCGGAGCCCACACAGCUCCUACACCAGUACCUCAACACAUGUCACACUCUGCCUUAUUAUGGGUGCGCCUUCUUUGUUGGGGAGAUUGACAAACCAGCGCAAGGGAUUCUCCAGAGGGCCAAACGCAAAACUGUCAACGUUGGGAUCUGCCUGGAGGGAGUUUAUGUGAUGGAUGUCAAAGAGAAGCAUGUGCUGCUUGGCCUGCAAUUCAAUGAGCUUUCCUGGGACCACAGCUACCCUGAGGAGCAGGGGGACUCGCAUAUUCUGUGGCUCGAGUUUGAUGGAGAUGAAGACGGCACUCCUGUUAACAAGUUGCUAAAGAUCUACUCAAAACAGGCAGAGCUAAUGAGCGGCUUCAUUGAGUUCUGUGUGGAGCUGAAGUCUGCGUCUGAGGGAGGGGCUGCCGCCGAAAUGGACGGUGAGGUGAGUCUGUCUCAGCAGCCUGCUGGGCCAGACGGCAGCAGCAAGAACGGACGCGGAGGACGGCGCGGGGUGCUGCACAGGCAAAGCAGCGUUCUGUGCAAUCGGGUCCAUUCACUUAACACUAUCAGCUACGUGGACAAUGGAAAAGAAAUCAAACGCUUGAAGCCGAAAAGAGCUGCGUCCUUCUUCACCCGCCAGGUGUCUACGUACUCUGCUGUGCAAGUGACGGAGAGUCUGGAGCAGAGUUAAACCCACUGAUCAUGCCUCUAAUAGACCAAACCUGAACAUUUAAAGAAAAGACUUGAAACGAUCUUGAGACAUUCAACUGAUAAUAUAUGAACAUGCAAAGGACCAAGCGAGGGAUCUAAGUGUGAGUGACAAUAUUUAUCUUUUGAAGUUGUGUAUAUUAAGACAGUACAGUAAUGUGAUAAACAAAAUGAUCUAUUAACCCCUAUGUUUUCAAGAUUUCAAUGAAGUGGCUAUUCAUUAGAUAGCCUUACAUAAAAAAAAAAAAGCAUUCUCCGAGCAUCAUCUGAUGGACAUCUUUCAUGAAACAAGCCUUAGAGAAAUCCUCAGACAACCACUCCAAUUGAUGACUGUAUGAUGACCGUUCUGACCUUUCUGCAGCGCUCAGGAGCUGUGUUUACUGGUAUUUACUUAAAAAUGUUAAACCUCAUUAGAGUAGAACCACUGCAUUACCUCUUUUUACCCUUAUUGGCGGGUUGAACAUCAAGAAGAAUACAUCCCCAUAUGACAUUAAACAUUUUGUAAGAGUGACCACAAACCACUCUUUACGGUCAUGACAAACACUUUCAGGGGACGAUCUGAGGGCGUGUUCUCACUAUUCUGCUUUUUCAAACUGCCAGUGCCUUGUUCUCAUCAAAGGGGGAACACACUUUAGAGGAGUACUGGUAGAAACGUUUAGCGGUUGGUGUUAACUGAUCAUAAGGAGUCCGUAUGGGAGCACAUUGUCCGUGUUUUGGAGGUUUCUUGUAAGUACACGCUUUUAAGAGAUACUUAAUAUUUGCUGGUAUUUGGAUAAUGGUGGAAAGAAAGCCCAGGUGGGACAUCGGACAUUGCCGAUGUUUAUUUGUAAAAGCGGGAUAGCGUGAAUGUAGUCUAAACACUUGUAGAAGCUAAAAUGACACAUUCACAGUAUUGGGUUGUCAUUGGGGAGCAUGACUUGAUUUGCACCAAUAAAAGAAUCAAAUUUGAGUCAAAAUCAUUCAAACCACACAUUAAAGGUACACUCUGGUGGAAUUUCUCCCAUCUAGCGGUGAAAUAGUAUUUUGCAUUCAGGCGAAUAGUGCCCUCUAGCACCUCGCUUUUUCAAAUGCGCGUUGCAACUACGGUAGCCGUUAUGUACCAAGAAGCUAUGACAACAUGUCUUCCAAUUUUCGCUUUUUUUUUGGCGACGAGGAUUCCUUCUCCCGUGGCUCGGCAUAAGCAUGAUCCUCCAUUAUGAACUAAAGUGCAGUGCAGGCUUUCAAAUUUGCCGGGACAGUGACAAGCGCCUCUCACUGAUCUCCUUCUCCGUUUCAGCUGGUUUCGGUCCUGUGCCGCUGGCUCUGAACGAAAACACGUUGUGGAUUAGCUAGACGGGUACGCUAGUGCUUUAUGUCCCUCUCAGCAAUUAUAGUUUUUCAAAAUGGCGGAACAACAUGGGAGCCUCCUUGGACUUGCCCGUCCAAUGUAAAUACGGAUAAGAAAUUCUUUGCGUAUGAAGAUAAGUCAGAUCGUUGGCAGAGGUCAUUUUACACCAAUGAGGACAUAUUUAUGAAUGAAGACAUUGAUUUUAGCUAAUAACAUAUUUAAAACACUACACAGUGUACCUUUAAGUUAGUAAAAUGAAGAACAAAACUUAACCUAACAAAGGCUCUCGUUUAGCAAUUAAAGAAACAUUCCUCGCUCUUAUUCUUGUCACUGAAAGGUUAGCAUGUCACAUUCAAGGUCUCACUUCUAAUCGGCACCAUCAGUACAAGCGACAUCCAUGCACAGGUCUUGACUUGACUAUAACUUGUUUGGUCAGACCGGAUUAGCAAAACUGAUGCAAUACUGUACUUCUGUGACUUCUGAGAGACAAAAAAAGAAGAAGAAAGCUUCCUGUUUAGCUGUUAUUAGCACUAGUUUUACAUAUUGGACUCUGAAAUUCAAACUGCAACCUACAUGUCCAAGUUUAGGUUAACCAUUUGAAAUGAUUUUGUCCUUGCCAACAUUGCAACAAUCAUGGUUGACACUGUUUAAAAGAGGAACGGGGAACACCAUCUUUGUAUAAAAAUGUUGGUGCCUGUUUUCAGCAUUUUUUAUGGGCUAUUUAGUUUAAAAGUAGGACGGUUUUCUCAAGCCGUUAAGGAACAUAACUGCUUCAGUUUAUCUGAAAAAUUUAAUAUCACCAAACUGAGGUAUGUUUUCACUGGAGAGGACUAUGUGCUCUGUGCAUAUGGCACAGACUAACUGACCAAGAACUUGUGACUGUGCUGUUGAAAUCUCAAUGUGUACACCAAAGCAAGCCUAUCUAAGUUAAGGUUGCAUACUGUGCUGCAGCACAGUAUGCAACCUUAACGCUCCAGAGACUGACUUCAGGCCCCGUUUACAUGUACAUGGUUAUUUUGAAAAACUGAGACAUUUCCCUUCGUUUGUACCCUUCGUUUACACGCAAACGGAGAAUUCG
Messenger RNA from Perca flavescens (yellow perch), 4067 nucleotides. RefSeq names its product FERM domain containing 8 (gene frmd8). Bases 233 to 1645 code for a protein of 470 amino acids. Gene Ontology annotation, cellular component: cytoskeleton; plasma membrane. Lineage: Eukaryota; Metazoa; Chordata; Actinopteri; Perciformes; Percidae. The record is from RefSeq and is a predicted model, not a curated record. The transcript has 11 exons. Gene Ontology annotation, biological process: negative regulation of canonical Wnt signaling pathway.